Molecule: messenger RNA, 1624 nt
Organism: Achroia grisella
Lineage: Eukaryota; Metazoa; Arthropoda; Insecta; Lepidoptera; Pyralidae
Product: serine hydrolase-like protein 2
Exons: 7
Coding region: 619-1542 (307 amino acids)
Source: RefSeq, a predicted model, not a curated record
AAUUAAUAUAAAAACACAUUUAAUACAAUAUACAAUAAUACAAAUAAGUUAUACGAAUAUAUCAAUACGAUGACAGACAAGAUGACAAAACACACUAUCUUUUCAAAUAUUCAAACAUACUUCAUUUGCCAUACCAGCCAGUCUAGACAUUGAUUACAAACCUCGUUCUAACAUUAUAAACUUUCAUUAAAAUCCAUUCACUAGUUUUUGCUUGAAACAGAUAAUAGACAAUCCACAAUCACAAACUACGACCUUUAUAAUAUUAGCAAAAUUACAUUAAAUUACAAAAAAAACUUUUGCGAGAGUUUCUCCUUCUACGCUAAUAAGCCGCAAACUGUCAAUGUCAAACAACAAAUAAUUAUAUGUCAAAAGUUUGAUUGGAGCCGUUUUUGAACUUUGUCAACACUGAAAUAAUCUGUGAAACUGAUAAAGAUAAGGUCGAAACAUAUAUGAAUUUUAAAUUAAUAUUUGCGUAUUAAAUUACGAUCAUAAAGAAGUGUAAUUCUUUUAUUUUUUUUAUGAAUAACUGCAAUAAACAUAUAUUAUAUUUGAAGUUACGUGCUGUUGUUUUGCUUGAGAAGUUUAGUUAGAUUGUUUCAUAUAAUUUAACUUUUUAAAAUGACUUUAGUUGAAAACGAGUGGUUUAUCGAAGCUCCCUGGGGUAAAUUAUGCGUGGUAGCAUGGGGUGACUGCACUAACCCACCAGUAUUGAUGGUGCAUGGUAAAUUGGACACCGCAGCCACUUUCAGACCGCUCGUGUCAUUGUUACCUGACAAAUUUUAUUAUAUAGCAAUCGAGCUGCCAGGUAAUGGCAGAUCAGACAGAUAUCCUCCGGGUAUGAUGAUCAACAUAUACGAUCUGGUGUACUGCGUGGCGAUGGUGGUGAGACACUUCAGGUGGGAGAACUUCGUUUACAUCGGACACUCGCUAGGAACAAAUAUCGGUUUCAUAUACGACGCGUGCCGUCCAGGUGUUAUCACAAAGCUCAUCAACCUGGAUCCCCUGUACCGGGUGACUGUGGUCCUACCAUCGGAAUUCUCCAAAUGGUAUAAAAAGAUGUUCACCUCGUACUAUGAAAAUUUUGAAAAAUACAACGCACCUAAAGAGACCGCACCGGCGUAUACCGUUGAGGAGGCUAUCAAAUUGCUGAAGAAAAGCCGCGGUCUAACGCAAGCGGCAGCUGUAGCCACUGUCACCCGAUUCACAGAACGACUGGCGGACGGUCGAGUGAGAUUCACAUACGAUCAAAGGUUCAAAGUGGUCACACCAAGGCCGUUUUCCCCCGAGGAGUUCCAAGCCGCCUGCACGAAGCUGAGCAUGCCAACUCUCAACAUAAUCUCCAAAGAAUCCAAAGACAAGAAAGGCUACGAGCAUUGUGACUUCGCAUUCGACGAGAGCAGCUUCACAGGACAGAAUUACAGGGUCAGGGUCGUGAAUGGAGGUCAUGAUGUACAUUUUAAUGACCCUAAAAGCGUUGCCCCAUUUGUAAGUCAAUUUUUGUUGUACGGCGUUGAAGGGCUAGACAGAGACGCAAAACUGUGAUAGCAAUAAUUUUGACGAUGCCACUUAUAAGGGUUUGAAAGAAAUUUAAAAAUGAAUGAAGAAUGCAACGUUUAGUUUUAAU